AUGGCUUUCUCCAGGCGUCUGGCCCGCCAGACAGCCUCGACCCUGCUUCGUCAGAGCCAGCAGCCCAUGUCUGCCAGACUGGCUGCUCGUACUCUGACGACUCAGUCGAGCUUCGCUGCUAGCAACCCCGCGCUGCUCGCGCACCCAAGAGAUCUACCAACCGCUUCCUCCAGGUCCGCAACGCAACCAGCAAUGCCCAAGUUGCGCCCAGUGCAAAGGCUUACCUCGAGAGCGGAGCCAUUGCCGGUGCCCAGAACCUGA
This is a messenger RNA of Aureobasidium vineae, 261 nucleotides long. NCBI's taxonomy places the organism in Eukaryota, Fungi, Ascomycota, Dothideomycetes, Dothideales, Saccotheciaceae. The record is from the annotation of a GenBank genome assembly.